UGGAGCUUCAUGCUGUCAUGUUGUCGCAGGUCUAAGGCGUUCUUUCUCUUCGGUCCUUUGAGCACUCUUUUCGAUUGUCCUCUCUCCUUAAUUACUGCUGCUCUACUCCUCAAUUCCAGGCUCUCAAUGCCUGGCAGCUGCUGGGUGCUUGUCGUCUAGCCUGUUACACAGCUCCAGCUUUAGACAUGCCGAUCCGUAUCCUGGAUGAAUGGGCUGCUGGCCGUAGCCAGCCGCUCCCUCUCUCUGCUCUCAAAGGAGCUGUCUUGGGUAUCGAUGCGUCCCACUACCUCUCCCAGCGCCUUCACCAACCUUCGACUCGCGAGCCUCUUCUGGUAGCGCUCGGCGGUUUCCCAUUUGCCCUGAGGAAUAGUAUUGAAAAGGAACUGCAGGCUCUCAAGAAUCUCGACAUUUCCUGUGUUUUUGUCUUUAAUGGCCUUGACUUUGGUAAGAAGGACAAACAAUCUCGCUUGCAGACCGAGUCGGUACGAGCUUUUGAACAUGCCUGGGAACUCUACGAUCAGCAGCAGGCAGAUCAAGUUGUGGAAGCCUUUAGCAGUGCUGGAACCCCUACCCCGGAGAUUCUUUACAGAUUCUUACAGCGGAUCCUUUACCAGAAUGGUGUGGACUUCAUAGUGGCCCCAUACAGUGCUGCUGCUCAGCUGUCCUAUCUUUCGAAGGGCUCGAGCUCCCUCUUUGAUGCUGUUUUCAGUUACUCUGAGGCCCUCAUGUUCGGCGUCGAAAAGUUGAUCACCAGAAUUGAUACCGAGCGGUCCAAUUUCUUCUGGAUAACAAAACAGAGCUGUCAGGACGAGCUUGGCAGACUAUCCAAUGAACAGUUUUUUGAAUUCUGUAUGCUUCUUGGCUCCUCUUUUCUUCGCCCUUUUCCAUUGUUCGAGAACCCAACGUUUCCCGGGAAAGCCUUGAACAUUCGCGAUGUGCUCGCGAUGUUCAAUGCCGCUGGAAGAAGUGCCCUGGCCCUAUGCGCUCAGUUUGAAGAGGACCGUCGACUGCAGGAGUUCCGGUACACAGAUAAUUACAAACGAGCAUUUCUGACGGUGAAACACCAUGUCAUCAUGACUGAAGAGGGCAAAGUCGGCCCUAUGGAUGCUGAAAACACACCUUCUGACAUGCAUGAGCUGAUCGGUCAGCGGCUUCCUGAGGAACUAUACUUCUAUCUUUUUAAAGGAGUCUUGGGCCCCAGGAUCCCUAAUUAUUUGACGUCUGGUGAAGUUUUACUCUCCCUGCCUUUGGGGGUGGAAGAUACGGAGAUCUAUCGUCGUACCGUGGGCGAUCUACUCAACCCCAUCAGAGCCCAGUCAAUCAGUCUCCUUUCGAACUCACUUCACAGAUUCUAUCAGACGAAGGUGAUCAAUGUACGUACAUGGCACGAUGAAAAGUCUGACCUGUCGAUCAAUUUGAAGUCUUUGCCUUCCGUCAAGGAGACCAUUCAGUCGUGGAAAAUUAAUGACGAAGUGCUUCCGGAGAGUAUAAAGAGCUUGAAGGCCCCACGCGGCUCAUUCGCAUUCGCCGUCCAGAGCCUGAAGGACUCUGAGUUCGUGUCUAAGUCGUUUUCUGGGAAAGAUGCCCCGGCCCUGUCAUCGCAGGAUGAUAUUCUCCAAAACGUCUUCUGGAGAUUUUUGCAACUCCGAGGGUACAUUGACGAAAAGCACCAGCUGACAUCAUGGGGCGUUUGCCUUGAACAAGCGCUUACUGCCUUGAACCCAGCGGAUAAUCUUGAGGAAUCUAUCUUUAUCGCCAUUGAAAUGCUUCGCUUGGGACUUCUCAAUGCCACCGAGUGGUUUACUCAUGUCUCUGGAGGACCGAUGAGAGGGUCUGAAGAUGAUAAAACCUUUAAUAUGUUGAUUUCGCGCGUCGCCUGUACUGGCAAACUACGUCAUAAAAGUAUUGGAUACUCGGGGCCCCUCAGCAGAGAACUUCUUUGCUACCACUCCUUGAUUUACGAAGUGCGCUCGGUUCUAAGGGAUCAGAUUGAGAUCGUGCUUGCCGGGAUGCUUCUAAGCGGUAACGUGAACAGAGAGCGCAGUGACUGGACCGAACUGAGCGUGAAGCUUCCUUUCGUUGAUGACAAUGACUGUGGUCUUGGAAUUGCCGUCCGUACCUAUCUUGAUGACCUGCCUCUCCAAAUAAACCCGACAUCAGUGGAGGCUAGAACAGAGGUGAAGUCUAAGGGCAAGGAAUGGUUUCAACACAGCGAUAGUUUUACUGCCAACCUUGACACAGCUUUCAAGCUAUGGGAUGCUGUUUACAAAGCUACUCAGAAUGCCGGAAAAGAUCCCAAGGACGUUAAGAUAUGGGAUGAUGCGAACAACUGGUUGGCUGAGAGACGGUAACAUAAACAAGGAGAUUGUCCGACCAUGCCAGCGCUUAGCUAGCGUGCCAGGAUACUGCGGCGUCUAUUCCUACGGAACAAGCAUGAAUACUGUAAUCUACGGGGAUCCCUGUUGGACGCGUGGUAGAACAACAUUUUCCUGGAAGGCAGCUUCUGCGGGCGGCGCUGCAAGUAGGCGGGAUACCUUGAUGGACUUGAGACUCUGGAGGAUAUUCAUGCAUGACAUGGAUCUAGGAGAUGCUUAUUGUAGGCAGUGGCGUCUGCUGUUGCAAAUGAAAAGAAUCCUUUGUCAGUAUUGUUCAGAAGU
Molecule: messenger RNA, 2657 nt
Organism: Monascus purpureus
Lineage: Eukaryota; Fungi; Ascomycota; Eurotiomycetes; Eurotiales; Aspergillaceae
Source: the annotation of a GenBank genome assembly